CAUUCACCAUCCCAGAAUAAACACUAUCAACGUAUAUGCAAAAAAAACAACGUGAGUUCUCAGCUCGUGUGUACAAGACAACUACAUACGAAUAUAUUCCCGAGCGAAUAUUUCAGUGAAGUGAGAAUGUCACUAAACAGGUCAAUGGAACCGCUACAAAGACAAGCCCCCGGACUUUGCCUACUUGGCCUCCAAGUACCCAGACUUCGAACAGCAUGUCCACACCAACCUGGCUGGCAGAGCUAUGUACUGGAGCGUCCUGCAUCUACCCCCUGCUGGGAGCUUCUAUGAACGGCUGGCAUUACCUGGCUACUGAGGUAGAUGACAUUUGCCUUGAUUACGCCACCAGGAACGUGGAGCAGAACAACCUCUCUGACCUUAUCAAAGUGGUGAAAGUUCCCCAGAAGACCUUAUUAAUGGACGCUUUAGAAGAGGAGUCAGCCAUUGUCUAUGACUUCUGCAUGUGUAACCCUCCCUCCUUCGCCAACCAACUAGAGGCUAAGGGGGUAAAUUCCAGGAACUCUCGUCGUCCUCCCCCCAGCUCAGUGAACACAGGUGGGGUGACAGAGAUCAUGGCUGAGGGUGGAGAGCUGGAGUUUGUCAAGAGGAUCAUCCAUGACAGCCUGCAACUCAAGACACGCCUGCGAUAGUACAGUUGCAUGUUGGGAAAGAAGUGCAGCCUGGCACCUUUGAAGGAGGAGUUGAGAAAACAUGGGGUGCCCAAAGUGACCCACACAGAGUUCUGCCAGGGACGGACCAUGUGCUGGGCUCUGGCCUGGAGUUUCUAUGAUGACGUUACUGUUCUGUCUCCCCCCAGUAAGAAGAGGAAACUGGAGAAGUCUCGUAAUCCACUGUCCUUCAUGCUGCUGCAGUCCCAGGCCUCCUCUAUAGGCUGUCCCUCCAACCCCUGGCCUGUGGAGGCCAUCACUGCCUGGCUGGAGAAGACACUCAGUGACCUAAAGGUGCUACACAAGCGUGUCCCUUGUGGGAGGAAGUAGCAGAGUCUGUUCCUGACGGCUGUGAGGAACACCUGGAUCCACGGGAGACAGAGACGCAGAGACCAAGGCCGACACCUCAGAGAGCUGCCCAGAGCGCCCCCCAGUGAGGAGAAUGAGCUGAGGGAGAAGCUUCGCCUCCAACAGCUGUCUGACCACACCCACAGGCGCAAUGAUGUCACUUCCUACUCCCCCAUCCAGAUGAACCAUGUGACCCGAGCAGAAGAGCCCUGCCCCCAUUCGGAGUGCCGCCCCGCCCCUGUCCCGCCCCCACUGCCACCCCCCUCCAUGCCUAUUACUGUCAUCCCUAUCCCCAUGAUGACCUCCAACCACACAGGUCUGCCCCCCACUGUCCCAACCCCCUCCUCCACCACCCUGUCCCCCCAGGCUGGGGCAGCACCCUACCUGGCCUCCCCCAGGAGGGACCCUCACUCCCCAGGGCACGACCACCAGGGACAGGGUGCACUUUUGGCUCUCUCUCCUCAGUUGAAGACAGACCACUCCCACCACUUUCCUUUGACCCAAUCUGGCAACCACAAGCAGAAUCACCACCACCAUCACCUUCCGCAGAUGGUUUCCCCUCAAUCUGGCAACCAUAAACUGCUGCAGAAGCAGCAGCAGUCGCCCCAGCUGGUGCAGCCCUACCCUGGCUCCAUCGUCUCAGCCCCCCAGCUGCAUGCCUUACUCCCCCAGCCAGGGCCCCCCCAGACACCCCGUGGGGCCCAGACCAGCCCUUUUGGGGGCCGAGGCAGCCCCCCUGACCUGGACGGGAAGAAGAGGCCUGGAGGGGCAGGGACAAGAGAAGUACAUAACAAGCUUGAGAAAAACAGACGGGCUCACCUGAAGGAGUGCUUUGAUACCCUGAAGAAAAACAUCCCCAAUGCAGACGAGAAGAAGACCUCUAACCUCAGUGUCCUGAGGAGUGCCCUCCGAUAUAUACAGACGUUGAAGCGCAAGGAGAAGGAGUACGAGCAUGAGAUGGAGAGACUGGCGCGGGAGAAAAUCGCUACUCAGCAGCGAUUGGCUGAGCUGAAGAACGAGCUGAGCCAAUGGAUGAAUGUCAUGGAGAUCGACCGUGUUCUCAGACAGACGGUUCAACCAGAAGACGACCAGGCUUCUACCUCUACUGCCUCAGAGGGUGAAGACAUCAUGGAUGACGACAUGGAUGAGGAGAAUGUUCCAGCAGCCUUACCCACCGUGCCUCAACAAGCCAUGCAACCCGAGUUGUACAAGACUGUGACCCCCACUUCCAUAACCCCCACCACCUCCAUCCUCACCCAACACAUCUCCAGCCAACACAAGGCCCAAACGUACCCCCACCCGCUGUCAGCCCUGGCUGUCUCGGCUACAUUCUCAACCACAGCAUCCAACAUCACCACCACCCCUAUCCAGGCCCUCCUAUCGUCUCACACACACAUCGUAACCUCCCCUAGCACCCUCUUCCCCGCUCACACACACGUAGUGACCGCCCACGCUCAUACUCACAUGGUAAAGGCCCCCAGCCUCCAGCCCACAGUCAUUGCCCACGCCUCUGCUUCCCACGCCUCUGUCAUCCAGGCCGUCAACCACGUCAUCCAGGCUUCAUCUGGAGGAGCCAAGCACAUCACCCAUCUAGCUCCCUCCUCCUCAGCCCCCAUGCAGCUGGCCCCAGGGCACCACCACCAGCCCAUCGGAGACAUCCCCAUCCACCCUGUUACCCACCUGGGCCAGCACCAUCUACCCACCAUCUACCCCCAGUCUGUGGCUGUCACCCAGCCAGCCAUGGUGGGCCACAUCACCCAUACUCUCGCCCAGGUCAAUGGUACUGCCCCCAGCCAGGGCACAACCACCAUCAUGGGAAAGCAGACGGCAGUUGGUGCCCAGGUGGUGACACAUCACCAACAGCUGCUGAACCCUGUAACUAUGGUGACCAUGCCUUCAUUCCCCGUUAGCACUCUGAAGCUAGCCUGAUCUCUGACGCUAGCCUGAGAACCAAGUUACAUGAACUGGCCACACCCACCCUGAGGUGGCCAGAGUCAGGCUGAAGUCGGAGACAGACCUCCAGAUCUGGAGACCAUCGGCCUCAGAGCAGACCAGCCGGACAGGAACCAGCCCAGACUCAGAGCCCAGGGCGACUGAAGCAGGCCCAGAGUGAGGCAGGCACCAGGACUACUGUACUGACAAACAAAUGUAAACGUCUUCAUACUGGACGCAAGUCCUCAUAUUCACUGAUGAUUCACAAACUGCAUUAUUAACUAACCUGAUGCAUUACGGCUGCCAAUAAGAAGUAACUCAAAACAUUCCAAAAAGAAACUAUAAAAAUUAAUAAAAAAUAUAUAUAUAUAUGUAUAAUGGUUAUGAGGUGAAAGACAGCCAAUGUUGUUGGGCUGAGUAUGAUGUCCAGGAUGGUAAUGUUGAUGGAGUGUGAUGUUAUUGUAUAGGAUGCAGUGGAGAGAAUCACAUGGAGAGGUUCUCUGUCUGGCCCUCCUCCUGGUUCACGUUUCCAGAAGCAAAACAGUAGCUAAUAGUGAGAGAAGGACGUCAUCCAAUGUCAAGGCAGUCAGACCUGCAUAUUUUCAUUCAAGACCGGUUUUUAUAUUUCUGGUACAGGGUCAUGUAUUCCACAGCCAAGAGUAUUUACAAACCACACUACUAAUGACUGGUGGUGCCACUAUUUGCUAUUAUGAAAGCACCAAGGUUUUCGAUUUAACUGAAGUCUACCACUGCUAUCAGAGGCCAGGGCCUAUAUUCACAAAUCACCUGAGUAGUUGUGCUGAUCCAGGAUCUGCCCGUAUAAUCUUAUUCAUUAUGAUUUUAGUCUAAACUGAUACUAGAUAAGCACUCCUACUCUGAGACACUUUGUGGAUACGGGCCUUGAUGCGACCAGAAGGCAAAGCGUCCAAUUUCAGACCGCUGAAUCGGGGUCAGAGAGACUGGCUCUCUGGCUGUGUGAUUGGUAGGUGUUGGCACGUCAGCAUGGGAUCAGUGUGUGUGUGUGUGUGUGUGUGUGUGUGUGUGUGUGUGCACAUGCACUAACAACUAAGCGCCAUAAAGGAGCACAUUGAGGACAUGAUUGCUGGGACCUCCCCUUCCCACUACCCAGGCACAUGGCUGUGAAGUGAAACCUAAAACACGGCCUGGCCAUUCUUCUCCCACUGCAGCGCUGUCAUAUUACUGCAUGUUCCACAGGCUUCCCCUGGUGGUGGUAAACCACAACUGCAUGUAAAAUGAUUGAGUGUACUAGUUUGUAAUAACAUAUAUUCAGUGUGUGUGGCCCAAGCAGGAAUCAAACCCAAAUGUUGGCAUUACCAGUUCCACCAUGCACAUCUGAACCAGGUGAUGUAAAGUAUAACUGUGAGGACUUUUCCCAAAACUGAACCACUCAGUUUAACACAGGAGUAAAACUACAAUACUCAAGUGGCUACAUAUUACCGCGAUUUAUAUAUAUAUUUUUUACUAAUGGCAGAGCAGGAGCCAUAGCAGGCACAAUCACUGUAAAUUGCUCCUGGAGUAUCUAUGUAUGUGUAAUAAAGUAGCUAUAUAGUGAGGCAUAUCUUGUUUGUGUUGCAGCAGUGAUCUUGUUAAAUAAGGCCUUCGGCAGUGUCAUGGUAGAGCAUUGAAGUGAAUGUGGCAGUUUGGGGUUAAACGGCAUGGUCGGGCAGUCACGCCAUUUUAUCCUCUUUUUUUCCACCACCCAUAUGAAUUAUCUGGUAUAUCAACUCUAUCUAGAUUCUCAUGUUAGCCGUCCACUGCACUAUUACACGACCUGUGUAGCUGAGAUUCAACUUUUAACUUCUAGCACUUUGAUAUGCUACUUAAUAACCCCAAUUAAAGCAAAACUGGUUUACAACUGUACAUAGCACUCGCAAAAACAGCACCUGACUGUGUCCCUCUUCACUUAAUCUGAAUGAAUGUUCUUAUGUGUGUGUCUGUCUUUGGGAGGAAGAAUGGACAUGGUAGUCACAACAUUUUUUAAAAAGUGUGGAAUGGAACAGUAUGUAUGUACACAUUCAAUAAUGGAUUUAGUGUAUUUUAAAGAUUUGCCUGUUUUUGCAUGUAGAUUGGUGAUUUUGGUUCAUAUGUAGAUUUCUAUGCCAGCUGUUUUCUGUGACCAUGUACAGUACUGUAUACCGCGGGAGAGCUUUCAGAGUUCUUUCCACAACGUUUGUUUUCCCUAUGGAGAAAGUGGAAGUUCUAUAUUGCCUGUACAUUUUGGGCUACGUUUAGAUCUAAUUGUCCAUUAUGUAAAAAGAGAAAUCAUUUAAAUGCAUAAGUGGAAAAUGCUUAAGAUACUUAAUAAAUCUUAUUACAUUUAUAA
Salmo salar (Atlantic salmon) is the source of this 5292-nucleotide messenger RNA. The record is from RefSeq and is a predicted model, not a curated record. Lineage: Eukaryota; Metazoa; Chordata; Actinopteri; Salmoniformes; Salmonidae.